Notothenia coriiceps (black rockcod) is the source of this 5364-nucleotide messenger RNA. RefSeq names its product GRB2 associated, regulator of MAPK1 (gene garem1). The transcript is spliced from 6 exons. Gene Ontology annotation, molecular function: proline-rich region binding. Gene Ontology annotation, biological process: cellular response to epidermal growth factor stimulus; epidermal growth factor receptor signaling pathway. The record is from RefSeq and is a predicted model, not a curated record. Lineage: Eukaryota; Metazoa; Chordata; Actinopteri; Perciformes; Nototheniidae. Bases 243 to 2828 code for a protein of 861 amino acids.
UGCCCUGGUGCAGACGUCGCGAGCUAAACAAACAUGUCUUUGCUACAUUAUAAGACUACGGACCUUAAAGAUACGUAGGCAAAUGCAAAGGGCAAUAUGCGACGAUUAAUAAGAAACGUGCCAAACAUAAAACUGUCGAUGGAGAGUUGAUAUAUUAUUCAGUUGGUUAGCUUAGUGUAGCCUUUUGUGACCGUGUUUACACAUUGCUAGCUAGCUUUCCAGCUGGCUAAUAAGCUAGCAAAAUGGACCUUGGAACAAUGUUAUACAACAAUUUAAAAGAUGUUACAUGGAGCACUACGUCUUUACCAUUAGAUCAACUUGUGAGUGCUUAUAGGUUGCCUCAAAUGGCCAAGCUGGAUAACGGUCAGAUUGUUGAAGGGCUCCGAGACAAUGACUACCUCUUGAUUCAUUCCUGCCGUCAGUGGACAACUAUUACUGCUCACAGUCUGGAGGAGGGACACUAUGUCAUUGGGCCCAAAAUAGAGAUCCCGGUGCACUAUGAAGGUCAGUUUAAGCUACUGGAGCAGGACAGAGAUGUCAAGGAGCCUGUGCAGUACUUCAACAGUGUGGAGGAGGUGGCUAAAGCAUUCCCUGAAAGGGUAUACGUUAUGGAAGAAAUCACGUUCAAUGUUAAGAUGGCUUCAGGCGAAUGCAAUGAAGAUACCGAAGUGUACAACAUAACACUUUGCACCGGUGAUGAGCUGACAUUAAUGGGCCAGGCUGAGAUUCUAUAUGCCAAGACCUCCAAAGAAAAAUCAAGAUUCAACACAAUUUUUAAGAAGAUUGGGAAGCUAAACUCUAUCAGUAAGAUCGGUCGAGGCAAGAUGCCUUGCUUGAUCUGCAUGAACCAUCGCACCAACGAGAGCAUCAGCCUGCCUUUCCAGUGCAAAGGCAGGUUCAGCACCUGUAGCCCACUGGAGCUCCAGAUGCAGGACGGCGAGCACAUCAUCAGGAACAUUGUGGAGAAAACCCGUCUCCCUGUCAAUGUGUCAGUCCCCAACAGUCCACCCCGCAACCAUUAUGACCUCCACCUCAUUCGUGAGGGUCAUCGCUACAAGUUAGUCAACAUUCAGACAAAGACGGUGGUUGUGUGCUGCAUCCUGCGAAGCAACAAAAUUAUCCCCAUCCAUUUUCCCUUUCAUAUGGCCAUGCCUAGAUGUAUUAUUCCAGAAGAGCUCUUGCAAGGAGAGCUGUGGCUAGAAACUAUGGUACAUCGCUGGUUCUCCUUCUGCCAGGAUCAGUUUGACAUAGAUGACUAUUCUCGUGCUGUUCGGGAUGUGCGGACAGACUGGAACGACGACGGUAAGAGCCCCAAGAAAACCAGCGGGAAUGGCAGUUGCAGUGGAAGCAGCGGAUGCAGCAGCAGCUCCAACGGUUGUCCCAACCAAAUGCAGAUUCCCAGUUCUUUAACCUAUGCCCGGGAGGAACUCACCCAGUCCUUCCACCGUCUAUCUGUGUGCGUGUACGGCAGCAACCUGCACGGUAACAGUGAGGUCAAUUUGCAGGGCUGUAUGACACUGUGUGGAGAUUGGGCUCUUCUGCCCUCGGAUAGCAUCCCUUCAGAAUCGGGAGAAAAUGAACACUUUUACCCCGAACUGAUGGACAGCACAAACUCACAACCAUCCCUCAACAAAUCUGACGUCCCCUAUGAGGAGCUGUGGUUGGACCAAUUGAGAGGUCAGAUCCCAAAACCUUCUGUGAGUGAGGGACUUCGAGGCAUCAACAAUGGCUGCAGCACAACAACAGCCCUGUCAUACCCAGUCACUACAGAUUCGUCUCUUACUCCACCACCGGUUCCGCCCAAGUCUGAAGCUGUGAAGGAAGAAUGCCGUCUUCUGAAUGCCCCACCAAUUCCUCCAAGAAGCUUGAAACAGAUGGCAUCAGUGCCCAUCCUGUCUAAGCCACGGCAGCAAGACACUCGGUCUCCAAGUCCGACCCUCUCCUACUAUUCUUCUGGUCUCCACAACAUUAGUGGAGCAUCUGAGCAGGAUGCCGAUGAUCCACAAGAACCAAGCCAUGUGUGCAACCCCUGCAACUGGGCUAGAUCCCACAGCAUUGAGCCGAAUGUGACGUGGCCAAGCAGUAGCCUGCCAUCAGAUGGGAUGUCCUCCAGGUUGUCCUGGCCAAAUAACCUCAGCGGAGGAGAAUCGCACAGCAUGGAGGAGUUUCUACCAUCUGGCUGUCGAAGUUACUUCAGCUGCCCCAGAAAAAGAUCCCAGAGCAGCCGGGAAGCCUGCACAGCCAGCUUUGUUGACUUUGAUGGAGAGCAUGCUCACAGCAGUAAGGACUUCAGGUCGCAGAAAGCCUCCGUGAAUCACUUCUGCACCAAAUCUUCAAGUUACCAUUCAGAAAUGUACAGAAACAAGCCAAUAGAAGAAUCUGACACAAAGCAGAGCCUUUCUUGCCCCAUCCUGCCGCCGAGAACACCCAAAUCAAAUGCUAUAAAGAGGGGCACGGAUUUACUGUCAGGAUUCGAUGGUGACAGUGAGCAGGAAACGUCAAAUUGCUCACUACCUAAACUUGAGAAGGGCACAAAAGAGAUACCUCUCAUCUUUACUUCAUUAACUCCUAACUCUCCAUCAUUAUCUCCCAAUGCACAGUGGCAGCCACCCUCCAGUCUGGCUAAUCUUUCUAUUGAAGAGGUGUCCAGAUCUCUAAGGUUUAUUGGCCUGCCGGAUGACAUUGUUUCUUUUUUCGUGACUGAGAAGAUCGAUGGGAGUCUACUCCUGCAGCUCACUGAGGAGAUUUUGUCAGAGGAUUUCAAACUAAGCAAACUGCAGGUAAAGAAACUCAUGCAGUUCAUAAGUGGGUGGAGACCCAAGAUAUAACUAACAGUGUAUGAGACUAGCUCCUGUCGUAAAGCAGGGAGCGUCAAGCCUUCAGUAUAUAUGCUAUGCACACCAGGCCACAAAGAGUUUCUUUUCGUAUAACAUGAAUUUAUUUCCUUGUUACUAUAUUGUGGGGAAGUUGGGCAAUAUUUCCCAGCCCGUUUAAAGUCUGUGACUGCUAUCUACUAACUGAAUAGAAUCAUUUGGCACUUUCAUGAAGACAUUUUCAUGUCAGCUACUUAGUACUUUUCCGUAAGUGUUCAUGUUAUCACACAAAUUCUUUAUUAGGCCAACAAUUGUAAAGUACUGAUGUGGCAUCCUAAUAAUGAUAUUGAUAAAUAUAUAUCCCUCUGUCCUUAAAGAGGAAUAUCACAACAUUGCUAUUUCCAGGAUUUAAAAAACAGCACGAAAAACAAAUGUUCUAUUUUCACAUUUAAAAAAAAAAGUUAAACAAUAUUUUGAUGUCUUUGCGGAGACACAGUUUGACAUUUGGUAACCACAAAACAUUAAGCUUGCAUGAUCCCAAGCUUGCAAUUAUAUAGUUAUGCAUGAGUUCAGGGAUAUGAUAGAGGAUUCUGCUGUUCAAACAUUUCUAAACCAAAAUCAAAACAGUUGAUUUAAUUCACUUCUGUUGAAUGAACUCAAAACCCAACAAGUAAAGAUACUUAACUUGAAUUUAACUUGUUCAUCUUUUAAAAGAAGGUAGAGAGGUCUUAAGCUGUACAUUUCAUCAGAAUCUUUGAAAAUUCAUUUAUUUUCCAAUUGGCAAGAAAUACUCAAUGAUGUUACAUUUCAACCUGCAGUAUCAUACUGAUGCACAGUUUUAAAUAAAAAAGAAGUUGCUGAAAAGGAGUUGAUUUUGCAGCUGUAUGACCCUUUAAGUUUUUUAAUACCUUUUUAUGUUGGAUAAAACCAAAUACAUCAGCUUUUAAUGUCAAUCGGGUAAGAGUCUUUUUUUAAGAGAUAAAGUGUUAAUUUAAAACCAACUUGGCUUUGUUGACCAUCACGAAUGGCAUCUGCAUUCUUGUUGUGAUAUUCUCCUUUGCGAAGUUAGCCCUCAUCAAAGGGUUCUCAUGUUCUCUUAUGUGAAACAAGAUGUUGUUUCUAUUUGAUGCUUUCCUAAUCCAAAGUUUAAUUGACCUAUAUGGCUCUUUCCUUAAACCUUAAACCUCUCUACUAAAAAUGGCAGAGACUUUAACAAUAUGAUGUCCUUACUUUAAAUCUAAAAUGGAAACAACUGACUGGUAAUGGGGCCGUGACGUUCUACAUUAAAAUACAAAAUAUGCAUCAUGCACUUUGGUAGCUCUCAGCCUAAUUAAUUGCUGUUAAGAAAAUUAAAUAUAAACCUAUGAAAUAGUGUCUUUGUAGAAAGUGAAUGCACUACACGCCUUUUCAAAACUAAAAUGGUACGUCUCCUUUAUUCUCAUUGUAUGCAUUAUAAGUGUCCUCUAAUGCUAGAAAGAAGUAAAAGAUAACUUUGCUGCGCCUUAACCCAGAGACCUUAAAAUAUAUUAUAUUUACCUUUGGCUUAACAUUUUUUUUAAGUCAGUCUCUUGUUUUAGGAAUAUACUCUUAACAUGUGUGUAUUUUUCCUAUAGCCUGAGAGGCAUAGGUCAAACUGAAAAUGAUCUGAUAAAAUGACAUUUUGUUUUUAUUGGUACCAAUCUUUGUUUUAUUUAGCCUUGAUUCAGAGUUGUAUUGUAUUUAUGCAGUAUUUAACAAAAAUAUGCAGAAGAGUUAUUGUUAUCAGACUAUUGGUAGUGCUGAUAUAUGAAGGUGCCUCAGCAAAAACAGCAUGUCUGUAACCCAGGUCCUGUUGGCCAACAGCUGUUGUUUCUUCCCCUCUGUCACUUUUUGCAGUGGGUUGUUACAUAUUUUACUUGAUAUUUUGUAUUUGUUAUGUUAGUACAAAUGUGAUUUUUAUAUAAAAAAAAGUAAUAACUAACGGUGAAAUAAUUUGUGUUGAGAAAAAAGCUUUUGUUCAAAUUUCCUUUUUUUAUUCUGUACCAUUUACGUUCUACUUUGGUUUGUAAAUCCAUGUAUUUAAAUAACACAUGGCAACACAGGGAGGAAAAACCCUGCAAGCCUCAGUUCGACUACAUAGAAAAUGACUAAUAAUUUGAAUGAGCAAAGUUUUCAGGUGAUUUUUCAGAUUUUCUUGUUACUUUGUCCCCUUAUCCGAAUGGGAUUGCAAUGUGUCCCAUGACCUUAUUAUUCUAUGGUGAUUGAUGUCUUAUGCAAUAGCCAUGUCGACCAUGGUAGUAACAACAAGAAAUGGAGUAUUAUGCACAUUGAAUUACCUCAGCGGUAAUUCCAGAGAAAGUCCAAUUUCUACUUGAAUAAUUCUGAGUAAACUGUGAACACACUACAACAAAUGACCUAGCUCUGUAAAUACACCAUCAUCAAGCUUUUAACACUAAUAGCUAUCUGAUAAUAAUAACGUCUGUCCCCCUCGAUCGGGGAUGUGUGAGUGAUUACCAUCUCUGUGCACAAACAAAAUAAAUAACUAACACUUGUUUUGAUCAAAUUUGGAAAA